Messenger RNA from Debaryomyces fabryi, 1812 nucleotides. RefSeq lists its product as uncharacterized. Gene Ontology annotation, cellular component: Golgi membrane. The transcript has a single exon. NCBI's taxonomy places the organism in Eukaryota, Fungi, Ascomycota, Pichiomycetes, Serinales, Debaryomycetaceae. Gene Ontology annotation, biological process: intracellular protein transport; vesicle-mediated transport. The record is from RefSeq and is a predicted model, not a curated record. The coding region runs from base 1 to 1812 and encodes 603 amino acids.
AUGACGUUGAAUCUAUCUAAAGUAAGUGAAACAUACUUCAAUAAGUUGUUUGAAACCAAGACUUCGAGUCAAUCCACAGAAAUCAAAGCAAGGGUGCUUUUGGUAGAUAAACAUACAACCCCAAUCAUAUCUAUGUCUUAUACACAAUCACAAUUACUUCAAAAUGACAUUGUGCUUGUAGAGAUGAUAGAGAAUCAGGGGAGUUUAAACGUUAUGAAGCAUCUUAAUUGCGUUGUUUAUAUCAAACCUACCCAAGAUUCUAUAAGAAAUUUGAUAAAAGAACUCAAGAAUCCUCAUUUUAACAAAUAUGAGUUGUUCACUAAUAACACGUUAAAUAAGAACCAGUUGGAGGGUCUUGCAGAAGCGGAUGAAUUUGAAGCAAUAAGUCAAGUUCUUGAAAUAUUUCAAGAUUAUUUAAUUGUAAACAAUAAUUUGUUUACGAUCAAUAUAUCCAACAGUCAGAAUAGUAUAAUUGAAGAGUCUAAUAGUUUAGCAAGUUUACUAUUAUCCUUAAAGAAAUGUCCUAUUAUCAAAUAUGAAUCGAAUUCCAUUGAAUUGAAGAAAUUGAGUUCAGAAAUAUUGUACAACAUUAAUUCUAACUCUAACAAUAAUUUAUUUGAAGAUUUGAAUAAAAACUCUGAUGUGCCUCCAAUAUUACUAUUACUAGACCGCAAAAAUGACCCAAUAACUCCCUUGAUACUUCCCUGGACAUAUCAGUCGAUGAUUCAUGAAUUAAUUGGUAUUAAUAAGAAUAUGGUAGAAUUAGCAGAGUCCAAGGAACCUAUAAUCUUAUCUGAGUCGCAAGACCCUUUUUUUAAGCAAUCUAUGUAUUUGAACUACGGUGAUCUAACUGAUAAGUUCCAAGAAUAUGUUGAAGAAUACAAGAAACAAACUAAGCAAUCUUCUAUAGAAAACUUGAAAACACAAAAUCUUUCAGAAUUGAAAAAGGUAUUAACUAAAUUUCCCGAAUUCAAGAAACUUCUGAACAACAUAUUGAAGCAUUUAAAUUUAAUAAGUGAAUUGGAUAGUCAAAUUUCACAUCAAAGUCUUUGGGAAGUUAGUGAAUUGCAACAAACUAUUAUUUGUAAUUUAGAGAGUCAACAAGUUAUCAGAACUAGAGUAUUAGAAAUAUUAGACAAGUCAACAAUUUCUACUGAGAAUAAAAUAAAAUUAGUAUUGCUCUACUCAGUCAAGUUCAAUCAAAAUGAAAAUGAUUUAGCAGUGUUCUUGAAUAAGUUUCAUGACCCUGCUAUCACUAACCCGGUACCAACCGUAUCACAGAUAUCAUUGAUGAAAAAUUUCAACAAACAAUUCAAUAAAUCCCCAAUUUCAACCAACAAUAAUAAUAGUAAUAAUAUUGGCAAAAUAUUUAAUAAUAAGAAGAUAAGCAUUAACCUGUUAUUUAACAAUUCAGCUAAUAAUAAUACUACGAACAAUAUUUACAUGCAAUAUAUUCCAAAGCUAAAUGAAUUAUUGAAUGAAUUGAUAAACCAGAGUCAAAAUCACUCUAAUCAAUUCCAUUUGUCUACAUUAAUUCCUGAUACAGUUACUAAGCAAUACGGAAAUUCAGGUGAUUCAGUACAAGAUAUUAUAAUCUACAUCAAGGGGGGUGUUACUUAUGAAGAGUCCAGAUUAAUUCAUGAUUUAAGUUUGGCAAAUAAUAAGAUCAACUUGAUUAUUGGAAGUGAUAGUAUCUUGAAUAGUGAAAGAUGGUUAAAUAAAAUGUAUGAUAAUAUUAAUGAAACCCAUACAAAUCAACCUAAUACAGUUGAUCACGGUUCGAGAACUAAACAAUUAAGAGAUAUUUUAUAA